AUGAGAUACCACCUAACCGCGGAGACAAACGGAGGUCAUUUCCGCCCAAAAAAGUUCAGAUGGAAGCUCUCUAGUUCACCGGCAGGAAAGUCUGGCGAUGAUCUUUGGUCGUACCGCCGCGAGAAAGACAUUGGUGCUGCACCUGGACAAGUAAGAUUUGAGGCUCUGUAUGGCCCUGAUGGGAAUCCAGUGUCCACGUCUUUCAAACACAAUGAUGCAUCUCAGGGCGUCCCUGUCCAUACAUUAUCGUUCCGGCUCCCGAAUGGGGAAGAGUUUCAAUGGCAGACCAAUCAUCCCAUUAGUACCCUGGACGGUUUCCGCUGGGACUACCAGCGUUAUGCAUUGUUCCGGCUGUCUCGCGGUGUAGCAUGGGAGUUGGUCGCAGACAACGCGCCUUGGGAUGGACGCGGAAAAAAGCCGCUGGAGUCAGCGGACGCCUUGGCCAUCCGCGCCCGCAACAUCGAUCACAGUAUGGCAUUUACGGGGUUCAAGUCUCAAGAGAGGCAUGAUUCCUCGCAAGUCCCCCUCGGGUCUAUCGCCAACGGGAAAGGCAUGCAGCAGGGCAGCAAUCUGAGGAUCAACGAACGAAGCAAACCCCCCACCGGGGCGAUGUGGCAUGAGCGACAAUCUGAUAGCUGGAAGCUGUUCCGGACGUCAUCGUCGAACUCGCCAAGCGUGGACAUAGCUGCGGCAUUAUCAGCUUCGGAUGAUAGCAAGUGAACAUCUACGUGCCAUUGCUACG
Messenger RNA from Mytilinidion resinicola, 742 nucleotides. RefSeq lists its product as uncharacterized. The transcript is spliced from 3 exons. NCBI's taxonomy places the organism in Eukaryota, Fungi, Ascomycota, Dothideomycetes, Mytilinidiales, Mytilinidiaceae. The record is from RefSeq and is a predicted model, not a curated record. The coding region runs from base 1 to 720 and encodes 239 amino acids.